Nymphaea colorata (pocket water lily) is the source of this 2011-nucleotide messenger RNA. Its product is annotated as acetate--CoA ligase CCL3. Bases 118 to 1818 code for a protein of 566 amino acids. The record is from RefSeq and is a predicted model, not a curated record. The transcript is spliced from 3 exons. NCBI's taxonomy places the organism in Eukaryota, Viridiplantae, Streptophyta, Magnoliopsida, Nymphaeales, Nymphaeaceae.
CAUAAAUUGCAGGCUUGGUCCUCUUCCUUUUUUUCUGCCUUUUCUCUCUGUUUUCUCUUGUGUGUGUGUGUGUGUGUUUUUUUUUUUUUCUUGGUGGUGGUGGUGGUGGUGACGGCGAUGGGGAGCGGUAGUGUUGACAUCGACGAGCUGCCGAGGAACGAGGCCAACUAUACGGCGCUGACGCCGCUGUGGUUUCUGGAGAGAGCGGCUGUCGUCCAUCCCGACCGACUGGCUCUGAUCCACGGCUCCCGCAGGUACACGUGGCUCCAGACUUACAGGAGAUGCCGUCGUCUUGCCUCCGCCCUCGCCCGCCGCUCCAUCGGCGCCGGCUCCACGGUAGCCGUAAUUGCACCGAAUGUACCUGCAAUUUAUGAAGCUCAUUUUGGUGUCCCCAUGUCCGGAGCUGUUGUGAAUUGCGUCAACAUCCGGUUGAACGCACCGACCAUUGCCUUCCUUCUCCAGCAUUCAUCUGCUGCAGUUGUUAUGGUGGACCAAGAAUUCUUUGGUCUAACCAAAGAAGCUCUGAAGAUCUGGGCAGAUAAGAGCAAAAGCAAGUUCAGACCUCCGAUUCUGGUUGUAAUUGGCGAUGAGAGUUGUGACGGAAAGGUGCUCCAGAGUGCUAUUGAAAGCGGUGCCAUAGAAUAUGAACAGUUUCUGGCAUCUGGAGAUCCUGAGUUUGCUUGGAGCCCACCGAAGGAUGAGUGGCAGAGUAUUGCCUUAGGUUAUACCUCUGGAACUACAUCAAGCCCAAAGGGUGUCGUUUUGAGCCACAGAGGAGCUUAUCUUAUGGCUUUGAGUGGCGCCCUCAUAUGGGGUUUGAAUGAAGGUGCUAUUUAUCUGUGGACUUUGCCUAUGUUCCAUUGCAAUGGUUGGUGCUACACUUGGUCUCUUGCAGCAUUAUGUGGGACAAACAUUUGUAUGCGCCAGGUUUCAGCUAAAGGCGUGUACUCUGCUAUUGAAAAAUAUAAGGUCACUCACUUUUGUGCUGCUCCAGUUGUCCUCAACAGCAUCAUCAAUGCCCGUCCAGAGGAAACCAUUCCCCUCCCUCCCAACAGUGUCAAUGUCAUGACAGCUGGUGCUGCUCCUCCACCUUCCAUUCUUUCAGCCAUGGCUGAGCGCGGUUUUAGAGUCACUCAUACUUAUGGACUGUCAGAGACAUAUGGCCCCUCUACAGUCUGCGCAUGGAAGUCAGAGUGGGAUUCCCUCCCCCCUGAUGUCCGAGCAAAACUCCAUGCUCGUCAGGGGGUCCGCUACAUUUCUCUGGAAGGCCUUGACGUUGUCGAUCUUAAGACAUUACAGCCAGUCCCUGCUGAUGGCACAACCUUGGGUGAGAUAGUGAUGAAGGGAAACCUGGUCAUGAAGGGAUACCUGAAGAACCCCAAGGCCAAUGAAGAAGCAUUUAAAGGAGGCUGGUAUCACUCUGGAGACAUUGGUGUGAAACAUAAAGAUGGAUACAUAGAGGUCAAGGACAGAGCUAAAGAUAUCAUCAUAUCAGGCGGUGAGAACAUAAGCAGUUUGGAAGUUGAGAGUGUACUGUACACCCACCCGGCCAUUUUAGAGGUUUCAGUGGUGGCUAGGCCCGAUCAGCAGUGGGGAGAAUCACCUUGUGCCUUUGUAACACUGAAGGAACAAGAAAAGGCAGGUCCAAGAAUGGCUGAGGAUAUCAUUAAAUUCGCCAAGGCCAAGAUGCCAGGAUACUGGGUACCCAAGUCAGUGGUGUUUGGGUCGUUGCCGAAGACUGCAACAGGAAAGAUACAGAAGCAUGUACUAAGGUCUAGGGCAAAGGAAAUGGGACCUUUGAGCAAGAGUAGAUUGUAGGAGUCAUAAAAAGUUGAAACUUAAUGUAGCACAUUGUUGUAGGUAGGACAAGGUCCUGUAUGGGGCGGGGGGUGGGGGGUCACUGUGGGGUUGGAAAUGGGUAGUCCAAAAUGUGGAGUCGGAUACGAUGGGUGAAAAUAAAGGCUAUGGAUGUAUGUGUUCCCAGUUGGAAAAAAGCACAAAUUUUAAGGCA